This is a messenger RNA of Trichobilharzia regenti, 1959 nucleotides long. The record is from the annotation of a GenBank genome assembly. Lineage: Eukaryota; Metazoa; Platyhelminthes; Trematoda; Strigeidida; Schistosomatidae.
GUGUAAUCUCUAUUUCUGUUCACGUGUUUCAUUUCAUUUUGAGUUUCACAUGUGAGAAUUACUUAUUUAAGCCUAUUUCAAGGUGUAUAAUAAUUUAUACACUAUAAGAGACAACAAAGGAAAGUAAAGCCUUAACAUAAUAAUCUAUGGAUAGAGAAUCUUCUCAAACCCCGUGUUCAAUAUGGACAGAAUACGUUUUAGAAUUACCUCAAUCUGAGUUGACUGUUUUAAUAUCGAAUCCAAAAGUUCGUCAUAUAGUUGAAAAAAAGUCUUGUUGUAUUGAAGUCACUCGACGUGUACUAAACCGACGAUAUUCAUCUCUUCAUUGGAUUAAAUAUUCUAUUAUACGAGUCAGUGGACCAAACAGUAAGGCUAUCCAUGAAUGUAAUCGUCUCCUUGAAAGACUUGUACCAAUUUAUCAGAAACGUAAAGCUUAUCCAAAACGUGCACCAAUUACUUAUUAUUCAUCAUCUAAAAGUCUGUUGAAUGCCGGUGGUGAUCUAGUUUAUAAUCCCUUUAGAUCGUCAUUAUCAGAUGUUCGUUCAAUUGACUUCGAUAGUCAAUCAUCGUAUAGAUCAAAACCUUCAAGAUCUUUAUCAUUAUCAUCGAUGCCAUCAUCAUCAUCAGCAACAAAAUUGUGGACUGGUAAAAAGCCUCGUAAUGACAUCAAUUCAAUCAGUAAAUAUUCAUCAUCAUUGUGGGAAAUGGAAAGGAAAAAUGAAAGUAGGAACACAAAGCCUUGUAAGAAAAGUACACUACAUACAUCAUCUCAACAUUUGAAUCAAUUGUUGCUAAAAGAGAAUUCUAAGCUAGAAAUCUCUACUGAGUAUGUUAUUAAUCUAUCUGAUGCUAUUCAGGAUAAUAAAGUUCAAUCCUCAUCGUUUUUACAGUCUUCAAAAAUAUCAUCGAAUAAGCAAGAUCAUUUAAAACAGAAGUAUACAUCUACAGUUUCUGUUAACAAGCCGACAAAAUUACCUACACAAGAGUUAAAACAUCCUAUUGAAAUGGAUUUCUCCCUACAAGUCCCGUGUACUAAACCUACACAGGCUAUAUCACGCUCACCUCUUUUAAACAAUACUCAUAAAAGCAAUAAAGUGAAGAAAACCACUUCAACGCUUCAAUAUACUACAAACACUUUAAAAAGCCAACCAUCAUCUUUACUAGUGAAUAUCAACUACCAGCAUAAUGUACCAGAAAAAGAGAUUUUCACUGCUCUUUUAUACUUAACUAAUAUCAAUGAAAUUUCAAAUGAAUUUAAAAAUACCCCUAAAAUUGUUGGAGAGUCUUUAAAUAAACAAAAAAACAAAACUUUGAAAAUUCUUCCACAGAUUGGAUGUUCCGUUGAUGUUGCCUAUCCAUUCAGUAUUGAUUAUGAGAUAAAAACCCUGACAGAAGUCAAUUGUAAUCCAGUUGGCGUGAAUUUAAAGGAUUUCACUUUCUUUUCAUUGGUCACUUUAGGAAAGCGUAUUAAUAAUCAAUUGCCUGGUGUUGUAACACUACAACAAGAUAGUACUUUAUGUGAAUCAUCUGUUUUGGAAAAUACAAUUUCAACUAUUAUAAACACAUGCCUUAAGCGUAAUGAUACUACAAGAACAUUAGGAGUUCCGGUCGAAUCGGGCGGUGGUACAUCUAAUUUAGCUUGUGAUAAUUCAAAAGUGAUGAAUACAUUCACUGAUGGGAUUAGGAAUUGGCAUAUAAAAUUACAACGGAAUACUCGAUUCGGUGUAGUAGGUUCAGUGUCUAGUUAACUAUUAACUUGCAUAAAAAGAAAAGCGGGUGUUUAGUUAUCUGUGUUAAUGUUCAUUCAGAUGGUAAUAUUUGUUUUUAAUUCUUCACUCUUUAAUCUUUGUGUAUUUCUGACACAAUCAGUUGUAUUCGAAUUGGUGUGUGUGUGCGUGCGUGCGUUUUAUUUCCCUAAAGUCGCUUGCAUUAAUGAUGUCAUUAUUGUUUAGUUUAAUU